UAUUUGGUAUUAAAAUGAUCAAAUGCUCGUCUUUUAAGUAAUCGUGUCUGUGACAGGUGAACCCAAACAAUCUUCGAUGAGCAUCUUCUCCGUUUCUUCACCUCUGAACUAGAUUUGAGGAUUUGAUCGGAUAUUUCGAUGGAGAGCCGCUCUUUAGGGUUUUGGGCGAUUGGGGUUUUACUCGUCGGAAGCUUAAUCGGAGCUACGAAUGGCUCAAUUCAUUCGUAUAACAACGAAAAGUUCACAGUCAAAUUCAAUGCUCGCUUCUUCCAUGGCGGUAGCGAAGGUCUUUACGCUUCCAAAUUCCAAGAUCUAAACUCUUCUUCUUCUGAUAAUCCUUUUAAAGGCAAGUCCUUUAUAAGGUUUGAUGAUGUAACUUUUGUGAGGACAAAGGAAUCAGCUAGUAAACAGAAUGCAAUGCAGUCAACUGCUGGAUUGGUGGAAGCAAUUAUACUUGAGGUAAAAGAUCGUGAUAGAAUCGGUGGCACUUUUCUCAAAUCCGAAGUGAUUUGUUGUACGCCUGAGCUUGCUGAUACUGGAUCUUGUAGUCUUGGGGAAGUUAUAGUUAAUAGAGAGUCUAAUGAUCUUGAGUGGCCAAGACAGAUCAAGACUUUCUUUAAAGGGAAUAAGACUGAAGUUACUAUGUCCCCUGAAACUGUGGUUAUUAAUAAGACUGGGAUUUAUUAUCUUUAUUUCAUGAUAUGUGAUCCGGAAUUGGAUGGUACUAGAAUCAGAGGGAGAACAGUUUGGAAGAACCCUGAUGGUUAUCUACCUGGAAAGGUGGCUCCUUUAAUGAAAGUUUUUGGGUUUAUGUCGUUAGCGUAUGUUUUGCUUGGCCUAGUUUGGUUUGUGCGGUUUGUUCAGUUUUGGAAGGAUAUAAUUCAGCUGCAUUAUCAUAUCACUUUGGUUAUUGCUCUUGGCAUGUGUGAAAUGGCUGUUCGAUACUUUGAAUAUGUUAAUUUCAACUCGACUGGGAUGAGACCAAUGGACGUUACUCUAUGGGCGGUGACCUUUUCGUCUAUUAAAAAGACGCUUUCUAGGCUUCUUCUUCUGGUUGUCUCUAUGGGUUAUGGGGUUGUAAAGCCUACCCUUGGUGGUAUAACCUCGAGGGUACUUCUUCUUGGAGUCAUAUAUUUUGUUGCAACAGAGGCUCUUGAGUUGGUUGAGCAUUUGGGAAACAUCAAUGACUUUUCGGGAAAGACAAUGAUAGUUUUGGUGAUUCCCGUGGCAUUACUGGAUGCUUGCUUUAUUUUGUGGAUUUUCUCAUCAUUGGCAAGAACCCUUGAGAAACUUCAGAUUAAGAGAAACAUGGCUAAGCUUGAGCUUUAUAGGAACUUCACCAAUGCACUCGCUAUCUCUGUUCUGCUCUCUAUUGCUUGGAUUGGUUUCGAGCUAUACUUCAACGGAACUGACCCUCUAAUCGAACUCUGGCGAAUGGCGUGGAUUAUUCCAGCUUUUUGGAAUAUACUCUCUUAUGGUCUGUUAGUAGUCAUAUGCAUCCUUUGGGCACCAUCCAAUAAUCCUACAAGGUACUCAUACUUAGCGGAAACAGGGGACGAGUUUGAAGAGGUAGGUAUCUCAUUGACAAGUGGAAUUAAGAGUACAGAAGAUGUUGAAAGGAAUGAACUUCUAUUUGGGCUUCCGGACGACGUUGAAGAGGGAAAACGCGAGUAAGCUCCAGGUUAAAUAGUCCAUACCUCGCUGAGUAGUUUUUAGUGUAUGUCUUGCGUUCUGGUAUGUAACGUUAUGUACAUCUUUUAUCCUUUGUACCUGAGUAAGUUGAUUACUGACCGUUAAGGACUUAUUUACUCAUAUCAAAGUUCUUGUAGUCUUAUAUAAAGAGUUACAGA
This is a messenger RNA of Arabidopsis lyrata subsp. lyrata, 1850 nucleotides long. RefSeq names its product transmembrane protein 87A. Lineage: Eukaryota; Viridiplantae; Streptophyta; Magnoliopsida; Brassicales; Brassicaceae. The transcript has 5 exons. Bases 139 to 1674 code for a protein of 511 amino acids. The record is from RefSeq and is a predicted model, not a curated record. Gene Ontology annotation, cellular component: membrane; Golgi apparatus. Gene Ontology annotation, biological process: transport.